Kickxella alabastrina is the source of this 1060-nucleotide messenger RNA. Its product is annotated as P-loop containing nucleoside triphosphate hydrolase protein. Gene Ontology annotation, molecular function: RNA binding; ATP binding. Lineage: Eukaryota; Fungi; Kickxellomycota; Kickxellomycetes; Kickxellales; Kickxellaceae. Gene Ontology annotation, biological process: mRNA splicing, via spliceosome. The record is from RefSeq and is a predicted model, not a curated record. Gene Ontology annotation, cellular component: catalytic step 2 spliceosome. The transcript has a single exon. Bases 28 to 807 code for a protein of 259 amino acids.
CGGCUGCGCGACGUGCUGGAGCGCCGCAUGCUUGUGCUCGGCCGCUGCGGCCACGUGGUGAUGGACGAGGCCGACCGCAUGAUCGACAUGGGCUUCGAAGACGACGUCAACUUCAUCCUCGACGCGCUGCCGCCGCGCAGCGAGCGCCCGCGCCAGACAACCAUGUUCUCGGCGACGAUGCCGCCGCCGGUCGAGCGCCUGGCGCGCAAGUACCUGGCGUCGCCGGCCACCGUCACCAUUGGCACGGCCGGCCAGGCCGUUGACUCGGUGGAGCAGCGCGUCGAGUUUGUCGCCGGUGAGGACCGCCGCAAGGCGCGGCUUCUCGCCCUGCUGGCGCAGCACGCCGGCAAGGCCAUUGUGUUUGUCAACCAGAAGAAGAGCGCCGAUCUCCUGGCGUCUGCGCUGCAGCGGUCGCGGCGCUCGGUGGUGGCUUUGCACGGCGGCAAGACGCAGGAGCAGCGGGAGCAUGCGCUGGCGCGGCUCAAGUCCGGCGACGCCGAUGUGCUGGUGGCGACGGACGUGGCCGGCCGAGGAAUCGACGUCAAGGACGUGGCCUUGGUUGUUAAUUUCGACAUGUCGAAGGACAUCGAGGCGUACACGCAUCGUGUUGGGCGCACGGGGAGGGCCGGGAAGCGUGGGCUGGCCGUGACCUUUGUGAGUGCUGCGGAGGACGCCGCGGUGCUGUACGACUUGCGCAGGAUGCUGGUCGCGUCGCCGCUGUCGCGCUGCCCGCCGGAGCUGGCGAACCUCGAGGCUGCGCAGGCGCCGCCGGGCCUGAUGAAGGGCGCGGCGCGGAAGAUGCGGUGAAAGGGGGGGCGGCCGGCUGCGUAUGGGACAACAGAAAAGGGGUGGCUGGCUGCGUAUGGAACAGCAGAAAAGGGGCGGCCGGCUGCGUAUGGAACAGCAGAAAAUCGGCGGCCUUUUUUAUUUGUUGAUGGGAUUGUCGCAAAUCAUGUGCUUGUAAAUUGCGCUAUGCAGCACCCAGAAGAAGGAGGUGUGAUGCGGCGUGGGCUUUUCUCUCGCCCUCUUUCCCUCCUUUCUUCUUUCCUUCUCUCUUCAG